Mytilinidion resinicola is the source of this 945-nucleotide messenger RNA. RefSeq lists its product as uncharacterized. The record is from RefSeq and is a predicted model, not a curated record. NCBI's taxonomy places the organism in Eukaryota, Fungi, Ascomycota, Dothideomycetes, Mytilinidiales, Mytilinidiaceae. Gene Ontology annotation, cellular component: nucleus. The coding region runs from base 1 to 945 and encodes 314 amino acids. The transcript has a single exon.
AUGGACCAGAUCAGCAGCCAGGCGGACGCCCUCCGAUAUGCAAUCCAAUCCGAGUCGUCCGACUUUAUCAUCAACUCCAUUGAUGUAGAGUGGCAUACGAAGAUGCCGCGUGAGAUGAUCGAAAUCGGUCUUGCUGUGCUAGAUUCGCGCGACAUUCGGGGCAUAGAGCCCGGUUGGAAUGCGGAGAACUGGAUGCGCAAGGUAUAUUUCUACCAUUUCCGGAUCAAGGAACACGGGCAUCUCCCAAAUACCUUUGCGCACUCGGAGGGGUUCGAUUGGGGGACCAUGGUUUGGCUCAGCAAGGCUGAAGCCAAGAAGGCCUUGAUUCAAUGCUUCUCCUGGCCAGUGGAGGAUAACGAGAGCACUGAUCUGAGCGAUGGAAAGGAACUAAAGCUUCGCCCAGUUCUCUUCCUCGGCCACGCCGUGGAGAACAAUACCGCUGAGCUCAAGAAGGCGCUAGACCUCGACUUGGAGGCCAUAGGGACCAUCGUCAAAUCCGUAGGCACCCAGGUGAUAGCAAAGUUGAAGGGUAUCAGACCGAGAGGCCGCCGAGUCAUCGGUCUAAAAGAUCUCUGCUACGAGCACGGAAUCAGCAUCCAGGUGCUUCAUAACGCUGGGAAUGACAUCGCAUACACGAUGUUUUGUGCGUUGCUGAUGGCCGCACAGGAAGACAAGAUCUUCAUCACGCCAGCCCGGCGCCAGGAGAUGGAGAAAUUUACAGACGAGGUCAAGGCAGCGGGACGCGCUCUCGACCCACCGAGCUGGGGCAUGACCAAGUUUUGCGCUCGUUAUAAUCGAGAUGGUCAUCUCGAGAAGGGCUGCCGAGAUCGAGUACGUUGCAAGAAGUGCGAGGCUGCUGGCGAGCGGAAAGCGAAAAUCUUCAGCCAUGACACCGACCGCUGCAAGUCGCAAUACUACCAGAGGCUGAUCCCGCAGGAGAACUAA